GAAGUCAGGCACGCAGCUGGCAUGGGCCUCACAUGCGACUCGCCUCCCUGCAAUGUGAGAGAGGGGAGAGUGGCAGGGACUGGGGUGCGUGGUGCAUGGGACACUGGGGUGUUCCCCUUCCCCCCUUUUGCCCUCUGUCGCCUCUGCGCUGCGGCCGACCUCGUUGGUCUUGAGUCGAUCGGAUGUGGCGUCUGCCCCCUAGCGGGAGACGCCACUCUAGCAAGGGCAAGGAUGGCAAGGGGCGCGGGUGGAGCUAGCGGGGGUGGUGGAUCUGGUGGCGGUGGAGGCGGAGGAGGGAGUGGGGGUGGCGGUGGGAGUGGUGGCGGGGGUGGAGGUGUCGGUGGCAGCAGUGGAGGCGCAGGUGGCGGAGGUGGUAGCGGUGGAGCGGAGGCGGCUGUGGUGGCGGAGGUGGGGGAGGCGGUGGUGGAGGAGGUGGAGCUGGUCAGGGUGGUGCUUCGCAACGGAGCGGCUCCGGUGGUGGUCAGCGCCAGCAGCAAUAGCAGCAGCGUUCUCGGGACAUCCCCCCCCCUCCGCAGCUCCGUGAGUGGUACGCUGCACGUCAGCGUGGGGCUUCUCGCUCCUUCUUUCAAGACCGCACCACACUCACGCCGCUUGGUCGGCCGGUUGGAGUCUCCCUGGCAGACCCCUAUGGGGGUCCUGUCCUUGGUGAGUGGUGCUGACCUACAGGAUGCAGGGGCUUCACCAGUUUACUCCUGGGAGUCAGCGGGUGACCCGCUGCUCGGGACGCUCCUCAAGUACCAACCCCGUGAGUGCUAG
Closterium sp. NIES-65 is the source of this 777-nucleotide messenger RNA. The record is from the annotation of a GenBank genome assembly. Lineage: Eukaryota; Viridiplantae; Streptophyta; Zygnematophyceae; Desmidiales; Closteriaceae.